ACAGUUCGGAUGGUAUAGGGUGACCGGGAGAGACGUUUUUUGUCGUAUUUUUGCAAGGCUGCGGGAGUUUCCGACCAGUUAGUUCAGUUCCUCGUGUUUACAGCCCGCAACUGCUGUCAAAACAGUUCCUGGCCAAAUAAGUGUUGUGUGUACGUGCGUGUGUGUGUGCUUUGAAUAAAUGCUACUCAGUGCCCCCAAAUGCUGAACUCAUUAGCUAGCCAUCGACUUUUCUACCCCGGCGAAAACCUAGGAAUUCCGACUACCUAUAGUGGAUACAUAUUAGAUAACGCAGAACAGGAUGAUUCAGAUACUAACACAUCGAUUCAACUACAGUCCACUAGUGGUGUUUAUGCUACUACUAAUCGACCACCGAUUACUUGUGAAUUCAAGUGUUCCAGUAUUGCAAAAUCCUUCAGAUGAAUACACGAAGUAUGUACCGAUUGAGGAACUAAAAUUGCCAGAGGAUCAGGAACUGGUAGUCCGACUGCCAUCAAACUCAUUGCUCAAAUAUACAUCCUACAAGGAUGUCUCCAUCUUGCAUUUCGAUGUUCCACCCGAUUCUCGGACAGCUUACUUCACAUUCAAAGCGUUUGAGGAUCCCAAAAGUGCCUUUCAACGAAAGUGUAAACCCAAGGAUGUAACUUUGCAUCUGAAGGCGAGCAGUUAUCCAGUGAUAAGUCCAGAAAACAUAACCUUUCCAAAGAACUUCUUUACUACAGAGCAGAGAUUUAAGGUCUAUGACCUGCAGUUUUUAUCUAAUGAGCAGCAGCAGCGGAUUACCAUAGAGGCGCCGCACAUAGGCAACUGGUUUGCGGUGGCAUUUGUUAGUUGGUCAGAUCCCAAUAAUGACCGCAUUGAACAACAAGGACUCACUGCCUCAUGUGACACUCUGUUGUCCGCCGAGAUGUCUGUGUCCCGAUUCCGUCCGAUUAUCAUAAACAGUGGUCAGGAGCAUGAGGACAAUCUAACGAGCCAUGUUCUGCCUGCCAACGAAACCAAUAUCAAGGAAGGUCUCAACACAUCCAGACCCCUGCGCUCCAUUCCGCCCAAGCAGCAGAAACAGAAACCAGCAGCUGUUACCGAAUCCAAACUCUUUGCUGAAGGAAAGUCCGGAAGAGCUGCUCAAUUUCAAAAUAUCACGGAAAACCACAACAGCACACCGACCGCAAACAAUGAAAUCAUAUAUAGAUUCUAUGUGCCAGACGAUGUAGGCGAUGCUACGGCCCGGAUAAUAUUCGACCAAGUGUGCGAUGACUGUCCGGCGGUGGGCUUCCAUGUCCGGGCCAAUGGAUAUCCACGGGGCGGUACAGAUCAGAGCCAUGGACAUGGCACCAUUAUCCGGCCAAAUCAGACAACGGAAAUCUCAAUUCCGUUCGGCGUGCAGCCAAAUACGUGGCACUAUGCCCUGUUGACUUUUGUCAACGGGGCGGAUGAAACGGAAAUGCCUUCUGAAGGCAACAAUGGCAAUGUAAAUCAUAGUUUAUCAUAUGUCCUGCAAAUCGAUUACAUCACAGAGGAGCCUGUGGAUAACCUGUUGCAGAAGCCCAAGAGCGUGGCAAACACUACAAAUAGUUCCAUUCCGAAUCCCUGGGAGCCAGCGAAAUUCCGUCAAAUAAACUUUUACUCCCUGCUGCGUCAGACAUACCGCGAAUUCUUCAUGUUCGACUAUGAUCUCCGGCCAGAUGUGAAUGGAACAGUGCCCGAAACCCUUAAUCUUACGGCUAAGACUCAUUCCGGGUUCGCUUUUGACGUGGGUGAAGUGUCCGAUAUUGGUGGCACUCUAACCGUUGCCCUUUCCAUGAAGGAGUCUCACCGUGCCAGUUUGAGAAUGAGUCUGCCCACACAGUCACCUGAUUUGGGUGGCAUACUGGCCGAGAGACUGAUCGGAGAUCCCAAGGAGGAGGUGGUGCCUGCCACUACUGCAUCCAGCAACCAGAGCAUGCAGAUCGUCGUCUGUAUGCAGUUGGGUGAGCCGGGAAACCCAGAAUAUCCGGACAAGUGUCGAUAUGGUCAGCAGCUAAAGCAGGCAUCCAUUAUUGUAAACAACACGGAGAGCAUGGGCCUGGUCCAUAUACCCUUCCCCGAGAGCGGCCGAUGGUAUGUGACCAUGGGCCUGUUUUGCCAUGGAUCCGGAACCACUCGAGUGUCCAUCAUGGAGAGCGUUAAGAAGUUCAUAGUAAAGCACGAGGAUGUGUUGGCAGAUAUGCGCUCCCCAAGUGCUUGUGCAGAAUCUGUUCCCCGCUAUACCGCCUGCUUGACAUCUCCGGAGUGCCUAAAAGCGAUGAACGAAUCCGAAACACUGAAGGUCAAGGAGUGCAUAAUGGGCGAUAAUAAGCAAAUGUCUCGACUCUUUGCGGAACACCACAAGGCGUCAAUGGAACAACACGUGGCAGUGGAAAACUGCAAUACCUCGGUGGUCUUUUCGGUAUCCUCAAGUCCCUGUGUGGCUGGUAGAUGUGGACGCUUUGGAAGAUGCUAUCACUACAUGUCCGGCGGUUUUGUCUUUUCUACGUGCGUAUGCUCAAAGGGUUAUCGCGGAUGGGAUUGCACGGAGGACUCACAGGUGCCAACAAACAUGUCUAUUCUACUAGCCACUCUACUGCUCACACUGAGCAACCUGCUAUUCUUUCCGAGCAUCUACAUGGCGGUCAAGCGGCGCUACUACACCGAGGGCGUCAUCUACUUCUUCGCCAUGUUCUUCUCGAUCUUUUACCAUGCCUGCGACGCUGGCGAAGAUGAGUACAGCUUCUGCCUGGUGAAGAUCGGAGUGCUACAGUUCUGUGACUUCUACUGCGGUUUGUUGAGCAUCUGGGUGACCCUGGUAGCCAUGGCUCAUGUCCGUUCGGAGAUAGUCUCGCUUCUCCACAUGUUUGGAGCCAUCUUGCUGGCAUUUGGCACGGAGCUGAAUAAGCAGAGCUUGUGGGUAUUUUUGGCCCCAGCCCUAACGGGUAUUUGCCUUAUCUCUACCAGCUGGGGGCUACGAUGUGCCAAAUCCCGCAAGUUGUUCCCCUCGCGGAGAUACCUGUCGGUGUGGCUGCCCUUUGGACUGACCCUGGUGGUGGCCGGUCUAGUGUGUUAUGCCUUCCUGCAGACCAAGCAGAACUAUCACAUCGUCCAUUCCAUCUGGCACAUGGUCAUGGCAUUGAGCAUCCUUUGCCUAUUGCCUUCCAGAAAGUCCUUCCUGCCAAAGUGCUAGCACGCGGAGUUCAGUUCGCACGCCAGGGAUCUCCUGCUGGCUCAGGAUCAGGAGAUCCACAUGUGAGACUGGUGGCUACGUGGCUGGAAAUAGGUGACUCCAUAGCUUUUCCUCGCUUCGCAUGCGAACGACACCGUUACAGGACCUUAUCUAGUACAGUAGGCUAGUCCCUAUUUUAGUUUGUACAUAAUAAUACUCAUAGAAGUAGUUGGUAAACCGAAGAGAUCUUGGAAUUGAUCAACUGAGCACUGAACGUUCACUAAAUGGAUGCACGGAUAAAUAGAUGGAUAUAGUUACUUAAUCGUUAUGAUGUUUGUUUACCUACCCUUUGCCCUACAGAUCUACGCACUAAGGCCUACAAACAUUAACUAUCUAGAAACUAUUUCAACAGCCUUACUAAAUUUAACGAGAAGCACGCAUUGGAAAUGUGAAUCCAAUAACUUAUAGUGUAUAUACAUAAAUACUUGUUGUUAGAUAAAUGGCAGACUGUAAGAUUAGCUAAUAAAUAGGAACUAAA
Molecule: messenger RNA, 3713 nt
Organism: Drosophila eugracilis
Lineage: Eukaryota; Metazoa; Arthropoda; Insecta; Diptera; Drosophilidae
Exons: 6
Coding region: 299-3196 (965 amino acids)
Cellular component (GO): plasma membrane
Source: RefSeq, a predicted model, not a curated record